Culex quinquefasciatus (southern house mosquito) is the source of this 2269-nucleotide messenger RNA. It is a transcript of the gene IFT54, whose product is annotated as TRAF3-interacting protein 1. The record is from RefSeq and is a predicted model, not a curated record. Gene Ontology annotation, molecular function: microtubule binding. Lineage: Eukaryota; Metazoa; Arthropoda; Insecta; Diptera; Culicidae. Gene Ontology annotation, biological process: regulation of microtubule cytoskeleton organization; intraciliary transport; cilium assembly. Gene Ontology annotation, cellular component: axoneme; ciliary basal body; centrosome.
CGCGCUCGAUGACCAAGGAAGGGUUACCAUGGUAUCCGCCCGUCUACAACACGGCCAGUUUAUUUUCCUGUCGUCGUUGUCGUCGUGGCCUGCUCGGACUAGGGAAAAAGCCCAAGUAUCCUUCGACCGCGGGUUCACGGUGUGGUGUUGAAAUUGAAAGUGUUCAAGGCUUACUACGCAUCAACGUGGUUUUUCUAGGCGUCGCACGAGCUUGCUUGAAGAAAUGGUGUAAAAUUGGUGCGAAAUUGAUUGCGGAAGUCACCUCGCGAAAAUGACUGACCCAGAUUCUGCCACCAUCAAAAAGACCCAGAACUCGCUGGGCAAAUACGUGAAAAAGCCGGCCCUCACGGAUAAGUUGCUGAAGAAGCCUCCCUUCCGGUUUCUGCACGACGUGAUCAAUGUGGUCAUCAAGGACACGAACUUUCUCAAGGGUUUGUACAGCCCGGAAGAGCUCGUCUCGGAAAACAUCAAGGACCGGGAUGCGAAGGUGGCCUAUCUGCAGAAGCUGAUUGACGUGACCAAAUCCGUCACCGGCAAAGACCUCAAGGUUCGCCCCUCUAAAAUCGUCGCCGGCCUCGAGCCGGACAAGACGAAUGAGCUGCUGCAAGCGAUCGGCUAUGCGCUGGACAAAAAGCUCGACAGCACCGAGGCGGUGCAGAACUACAACGGAGGCGCAACCUCGAGCAACGGAACGGCAAGCGAAAAGCCAAAGGCGGCUGAAGUUCCCGCGGUGGCGGCAACGCCUGCUGCGGUGGUGAAUGGCGUCAAGGCGAAAGAGGAAAAGAAAGAUGACAAGCGAAGUAAGGAGAAGGCGAAGGAAAAGACGAAGGAGAAGGAGCGAGUGAAGGACGGCAAGGAGAAGGAGAAGGAAAGAUCGAAGGAGAAGACGAAGCGAAGCGGCGAAGACGUUGUCAAUGGGAAGAGCAAGGACAAAGCGGAGAAGGUGAGUAAGAGUAAAGACAAGGAGCGAACGUCGAGCAAGACGGAAGGCAAGCCGAGCAGUAAGGUAGAUGGAAAGGUGGAGAAGAGUGAGAAGCGAAAGCUGGAGAAGUCAAGAUCGAAAGACAAGGAGAAGCCACUGAAACGGUCGGAGUCGAUCAAGGAGGAGUCGACGGAAGGGAAGCCUCAGCUGAAUCAGGACUCGAGUGUGGAUAAUGAUAGCAAGGAUUCGCUGAAGGAGAAUCAGGAAGUGCUGGAGGUGAACGGAAAGAAAUCGAUUGUGAUACAGCAACAGGAUGACGAGCUGGUGGCGGUGAUCGACGAAGAAGCUGAGCUUAGACGGAUGGAGCGGAACAACAGUCGGAGGUCGUCACUGAAGAAGCAGGGUAGUUUGACUGCCGUUGAGAAUACCGUGCGGGAUCUGAACCAGUUCAACGGGUUGGAGAUACAGGGACCAAGUCGGCAGAACAGCAACCUGAUGGGAGAGUCGAUAAGCCGGCAUGACUCGGAUCCGGUGGAGCCGAUCGCGAGCGAACGGAUCUCGGCCAAGCCGCCAAUCCAUCGGCAACAGUCGGUGGACAGUGUGAUGCGCCCGCGGACCAGUCUGCGUCCACCGAGCGUUCGACCUCCGUCGGCAAGACCCGGUGCACCGCGGAGAAAGGAGAAGAACGUCGAGAUUGUGCUGCAACCGAACGAGACGACGAAGCUGGGCGAGAUCAACGUCAAGAUGGAGGUGUUCAACAACGAGCUGCUGGACGACGACGGGGAGAACUUGAUCGUGAUCGAGGAUCCUACCCAGGUAGACAACUUGUACGGGGGUGGAUCGGAGGGGCAGGAGGUUAAGGAAGAGCAGGAUCAGGGUCACCUGGUGCAGCAGAUUCUGGAGACGCAGAAGGAGUUCUCGAACAUUGCUGGAGCGGAAGCGGAGGUGGUCAAAAAGGUUGACAUUGAGUGGACCAGCAACCAGCGGCAAUCGUCGGCAAAGCAGAUGGAAACGAUGCGGGAGUCGAUUCAGAAGCUAACGAGAAGCGUGAACCCGCUGGGGAAGCUGAUGGACUUCCUCCAGGAAGAUAUCGACUCGAUGGAGCGCGAGCUGACCAACUGGCAGCAAGUGUACUCGAAGGCGGCGCAGGAACUGGCAAAAGAGAGAAGUGCAAACGAAAACGCGGUGGAACCGCUCAAGCACCAGCUGGCCCAAAUCGAGACCAGCAUCCGGGAGUACCACGAGAUGAUUGACAUUACGAGGGCAAACAUACUGCAAAACGAGCAAAAAAUCGAGCGGCUCUACAUGACGGAGAUCUAGAGGGGGAGAGGUUGGGUCGUGUUGUUU